AUUAUCACUAAUUUUUUCAAUAUCAUAUCACAUAUAGUCAUAUUAUUCCCUCUCGUACUAUUCUUGAAAUCGCUACUAUGAGUGUCACCAAAAUUAGUCAAGAAUUCGCUAGCCCGGUUGCCCCGGCACGUGCAUUUAGGGCAUUGAUCCUUGAAUCCAACACCCUAUUGCCAAAACUCCUACCACAAUUCAUCAAGAGUGUCGAAUUAUUGCAAGGAGAUGGAGGAGUUGGAAGCAUCGAGCAAGUAAAUUUCACCGAGGCUAGUCACUUUAAGUACAUGAAGAACCGUAUCGAUGAACUAGACAAGGAAAACUUCGUGUGCAAAUACACGAUGGUUGAGGGCGAUGCAUUGGCCGACAAGAUCGAAUCGAUCGCUUACGAGAUUAAGUUCGAGAACUCCAAUGACGGCGGCUGCAUUUGCAAGAUGACGAGCGAGUAUCAGGCGUUUGGAGGGUACGAGGUGCAGGAGGAAGAGGUGAAGGCCGGGAAAGAGAGUGCCAUGGCUAUAUACAAAGUUAUUGAAGCCUAUCUCUUGGAAAACCCCAAUGCUUUUGCCUAGUUUAUUUGUCUAGUAUUCAAUAAUUUGAUUGAUUAUUGUGUGUUUUCACUAUAUUGAUUGAUAUUGUUUUCAAUUUUAAUUGUGAUUGAUAAUAAGAUUUUUUUUUUAA
Messenger RNA from Salvia hispanica, 669 nucleotides. RefSeq names its product major strawberry allergen Fra a 1-2-like. Gene Ontology annotation, molecular function: protein phosphatase inhibitor activity; signaling receptor activity; abscisic acid binding. NCBI's taxonomy places the organism in Eukaryota, Viridiplantae, Streptophyta, Magnoliopsida, Lamiales, Lamiaceae. Gene Ontology annotation, biological process: defense response; abscisic acid-activated signaling pathway. Gene Ontology annotation, cellular component: nucleus; cytoplasm. The record is from RefSeq and is a predicted model, not a curated record.